AUGUGUAACCUCAAUUUCGUAAAAUGCGGUGAACAGGCGGGGAUAAUACGAACCUAUCUGAUGACGAUCGUCCCGUUCCGACUUAACUUCGCACUUGGCAUUGCGGAAGAGAUUCUCGAGACACCUCAAGAGGAUUCCCAGGAGCAAACCCGAGGGUUAAGUAAGGCUCCUAGAGGCAGAAUACUCAGUGAUCAAGAUGUUGAUCAAGGGCACGGUGUCCUCAGGCCAGAAAAUAUCCAGUUCAGUACUCUGUACCCCAAUAUUGAGAUUACUGCACUACUUACCCCACUUCGUCUUCGAAGGCUGGCUUUUCACCGCAAGUUGGUAUCAGGGACCGUCGGCUGA
This is a messenger RNA of Penicillium angulare, 345 nucleotides long. RefSeq lists its product as uncharacterized. Bases 1 to 345 code for a protein of 114 amino acids. The transcript is spliced from 3 exons. Lineage: Eukaryota; Fungi; Ascomycota; Eurotiomycetes; Eurotiales; Aspergillaceae. The record is from RefSeq and is a predicted model, not a curated record.